CUCUCAUUGCUCUACUCUGCUCUUUACCAUACAUUCAUGUUCUCUUUGCUUUCAGCUCUCUACUCCACCUCCUCAACUCGACACAUUACGCUUUUGCUUUUCUCCGUCUUUGCCAAAGGAUCUAACCGCCAAUUCGCCCUCUCCUUCGCUAUGUCUACAUAGUCCUCCCUGGUCUGUCCAAACACACCCUCCUUGCCACCUACCACCUAUUACCACCCUCAGCACUUCCACAUGACAUGGACCCUCGACGUUCCUCCCCGACCGCUGCGAAUGACACAGCCAACGCUUACCAUAGCGAUGACAACCCGGAUGACUCUGUCGUCGACGGCAAGAUCGAGAUGGACCAGGAGGAAAUAGAUGCCAUCAUCCGCAACAAGAGAAAAGUCCGCGAUCCCAAGGCCUGUUAUGCAUGUCAUCGGCGAAAAGUCAAGUGUGACCGCAACCUACCUUGUGACUCUUGCGUCAAGCGAGACCACCCAGAACUCUGCUCCUACGAGCGGCCUACCAAGAAACGACGCAUUGCUCUGACGGGCCCGCUCCAAGCAGAAGAAGCAACCUCCACGACUCUAGACCCCGCCACCCAGAGCGGACCUAACGUCUCAGUCCCCCGCGAGCAUUGGGAUCGCAUCAACAAGGAACUCGAGGAAUUGCGAGCGGGUGCCCAACUGGCCCGCCACUCACCUGCCCGCUCACAUCACCCAGCAGAAGACAACGCGGUGGCAGAGCCCCACAGUCGCGAUGAAACUGAUCGCGAUGGCAUUCAUGCCCCGAGUAACCAGAUGGGGUUGAUGCAUCUGGGUUCGAGGUCUGUCCUUGCAUACAUGAUGGGUCUUGGACGAUCACAGUCCACCAAAGACACCGCCAGGACCUUGCUCGAAGAGAAUAUUCUUCCAAAGCUAGGUCUCGACAACGAAUCCGCCACAUAUCCUUUUGUCGACCUCUGGAGCACCGAGUCCAGCAUGCAAGAUGUUGCUGGACUAUGCAAAGCCAUCCCGGACGAUGACCUGUGUAACGAAUUUUUUAUCUGCUAUCGAGAUGUAGCCUGCACCAUCUACCCCGUCGUCGCCGACACCCAUAAAUUCUCCACCACCCUGUUUCUCAUGCUAUCCAACCGCGGCCGCCACGUCAGAGACAACAUGGAAAUCGACCCCACCAAACCAUAUGGAGUAUCUUUGCCCUGGCUUAGCUUGAUGUUUGCUGUUUUUGCCUCGGGUUCUCAAUCCUCAGAUCGUCCAGCCAAAGAACGAGAGUUGACGUCUCAAGUCUACAUAUGUUGUUCGUACCAGGCUCUCCGCAUGUCAAAUUUUCUGACCCACCCAUGUAUCGAGACGAUCGAGGCAUCCUUGAUCAUCGGGAACGUCCUCUCAUACAACAUGAACCCCGGGGUUGCUUACAUAUUUCUCGGCAUGACCCUUCGCAUGGCCUUUUCAAUCGGCCUGCAAAUCAAUUCCCCCAUUCACGAUGAAGGCGAACAGUGGAUCCGGCGCCGGGUUUGGUGGGCACUCGCCUGGCAAGACUCGCACUUUGCCGUGAGCUACGAUCGGCCCACUUCAAGCGUCAUGUGCAUUCCAGAUAUCCCCUACGGCAAGUUCAGUUCGCCCGGAAACAGAACAUACGCUGAGAGCAUGUUUGCCAUUAUCCGCCUCACCCAGGAGAUUGUCCGCGAAAGGCUUCUGCAUCCUCGCUCGCAGAUGACCUGGGACACCAUCAGACGUUAUACCGAACAAAUCAACGAGAUUGUCGCUCAGGGUGCGUCACAUCUCCGCGAGCGUUCACACUGCCAUCUCAUGACAGAACACCUUGAGCGUCUAGCACUCAAGCUCCACAGCUCAUACAUCACAAGCGAGCUGUGUCGUCCGGCUCUGAAAGAGUCAACCGAGACUUGUCAUUCCUCUCAUACCACGUCGGCCCAGUCGCCGCCGUCACGACAUCGCAAAUCAUCUCAGGCCUCGGCUGGUUCUCCGGCUGCCACCGACACCAACAAUAUCCGUGCUCGAUUCAGACGUGAAUGUAUCAAGAACCUCGAAGGUACUGUUGCCGCCUAUGUCGAACUACACUCUCUUAGCAAGUUUGCGGCCAGGUCUUGGAUCGGUAUUCAGCGAUCUAUCUCAGCAGCCUUCUUACUCGGUACUCUGGGUGAAACCAAUCGAGAACCCCGCAUCCUGGCACUUUUGCGCGAGCUCGAGAAAGUCAUGACUCAACGGACCAUGGAGGACCCUACAUUUGACGGUAUGCAGCUCAAUAACGAGGCUCUCAGCAGUCCCGAUCGCCACCUUCUUUCUGCCACGCGCGCACAGAUGAUCGACUCGCCCCAUUGGGCACGAAGCAUGGCCAAAUCACUGAAUGCCUUGGGCAAACUCAACGCCGCACUAACAAAUCCAGAACCCAAGUCCGCCAACUAUCAUACUGCCCCGACCAAUAAUAAGCAUCACAUACUGGGCACGCGGAGCAAUGUAUCGCCAGAAGUCAAUGCAACACAGGGUCAAACGAGCACUCAGUCACAAUACCCGAGUAUCCUCAACGUCAAGGCAGAACCAUACUCUCCAGCUCUUCCCACGACCGUAGCAAGUUCUAAUAUGGGGAUGGGGCUUGGUGCAGUCGGCAUGGGUCCUAUAACUCCUGACAGUACAGGGUCCUCGAGCGACUGGAAUCUUGGAAAUCUCCAAGAGCGAGCAGCAGAAUAUGUACAGGCUCCUCUCUGGGGAGACAACACUCUGGGCAGCUAUGUGAUGUAAUGAUUCCUGACUCUGGGUUACUCUGUGAGUGAUGAAUCGUCUCCUUUUAGUGCCAAACGAAAUCGGGCCUAGCAAGCGCUUUAUGGAGAGAUCUGGUCGUGGUUGAUAUCUCAUUUCCUGCGUUGUGUCCAAGAAUGAAUGACAUUACGGUUCACGAUGAAUAUACCCCGAAUAUUAUAUAAUUCCACCCUUAUUGGAUCCUAGUAUGAAUAAAUGUCUUCCUAAUGCGAUCGGAGAG
Messenger RNA from Exophiala mesophila, 2973 nucleotides. RefSeq lists its product as uncharacterized. Gene Ontology annotation, biological process: DNA-templated transcription; regulation of DNA-templated transcription. The transcript has 3 exons. Gene Ontology annotation, molecular function: carboxy-lyase activity; zinc ion binding; DNA-binding transcription factor activity, RNA polymerase II-specific. Bases 237 to 2735 code for a protein of 832 amino acids. The record is from RefSeq and is a predicted model, not a curated record. Lineage: Eukaryota; Fungi; Ascomycota; Eurotiomycetes; Chaetothyriales; Herpotrichiellaceae.